AUGUUAUGGAGGUGCAGACGCCGUGUGCAUGUGAGCCUCCUCCUGCAGGGACCAGAGAACCCAGGACCAGAGGAUCCAGGACCAGAGGAUCUAGGACCAGAGCUUACAGGACCAGAGGACCCAGGACCAGAGGACCCAGGACCAGAGGACCCAGGACCAGAGGACCCAGGACCAGAGGACCCAGGACCAGAGGAUCUAGGACCAGAGCACACAGGACCAGAGGAUCCAGGACCAGAGGACCCAGGACCAGAGCACACAGGACCAGAGGACCCAGGACCAGAGGACCCAGGACCAGAGGACCCAGGACCAGAGGACCCAGGACCAGAGGACCCAGGACCAGAGGACCCAGGACCAGAGCACCCAGGACCAGAGCACACAGGACCAGAGGAUCCAGGACCAGAGCUCACAGGACCAGAGGACCCAGGACCAGAGGACCCAGGACCAGAGCACACAGGACCAGAGGAUCCAGGACCAGAGCUCACAGGACCAGAGGACCCAGGACCAGAGGAUCUAGGACCAGCGCUCACAGGACCAGAGGACCCAGGACCAGAGGACCCAGGACCAGAGCACACAGGACCAGAGGACCCAGGACCAGAGCACCCAGGACCAGAGCACACAGGACCAGAGCACACAGGACCAGAGGAUCCAGGACCAGAGCUCACAGGACCAGAGGACCCAGGACCAGAGGACCCAGGACCAGAGGACCCAGGACCAGAGCACCCAGGACCAGAGCUCACAGGACCAGAGCACACAGGACCAGAGGAUCCAGGACCAGAGCUCACAGGACCAGAGGACCCAGGACCAGAGGAUCCAGGACCAGAGGAUCCAGGACCAGAGGAUCCAGGACCAGAGGAUCCAGGACCAGAGGAUCCAGGACCAGAGCUCACAGGACCAGAGGACCCAGGACCAGAGGACCCAGGACCAGAGGACCCAGGACCAGAGGACCCAGGACCAGAGCACACAGGACCAGAGCACACAGGACCAGAGGAUCCAGGACCAGAGCUCACAGGACCAGAGGACCCAGGACCAGAGCACCCAGGACCAGAGGAUCCAGGACCAGAGGACCCAGGACCAGAGCUCACAGGACCAGAGGACCCAGGACCAGAGCACACAGGACCAGAGCACACAGGACCAGAGCACACAGGACCAGAGGAUCCAGGACCAGAGGAUCCAGGACCAGAGGAUCCAGGACCAGAGGAUCCAGGACCAGAGCUCACAGGACCAGAGGAUCCAGGACCAGAGGACCCAGGACCAGAGCACACAGGACCAGAGGAUCCAGGACCAGAGCUCACAGGACCAGAGGACCCAGGACCAGAGCUCACAGGACCAGAGGAUCCAGGACCAGAGCACACAGGACCAGAGGACCCAGGACCAGAGCACACAGGACCAGAGGAUCCAGGACCAGAGCUCACAGGACCAGAGGACCCAGGACCAGAGCACACAGGACCAGAGGACCCAGGACCAGAGCACCCAGGACCAGAGGACCCAGGACCAGAGCACACAGGACCAGAGGAUCCAGGACCAGAGCACACAGGACCAGAGGACCCAGGACCAGAGCACCCAGGACCAGAGGACCCAGGACCAGAGCACCCAGGACCAGAGGACCCAGGACCAGAGCACCCAGGACCAGAGGACCCAGGACCAGAGCACCCAGGACCAGAGGACCCAGGACCAGAGCACCCAGGACCAGAGGACCCAGGACCAGAGCACCCAGGACCAGAGCACACAGGACCAGAGGAUCUAAGACCAGAAAUAUAA
Messenger RNA from Knipowitschia caucasica, 1758 nucleotides. The record is from the annotation of a GenBank genome assembly. NCBI's taxonomy places the organism in Eukaryota, Metazoa, Chordata, Actinopteri, Gobiiformes, Gobiidae.